AAGUGUUUGCCAAUCGAAGACCUUCCGUGGAAAUUGUCAAAAAUGUUCAAGUUGAUCAUGUUCAGCCAGAUAGCAGCCCUCUUGUUUACUUUAUGCUUUACAAUGAUUAACGGCAAUUCGGUGGAAUCUGACAAUCAAUUCACCGAUAGUCCCGUGGAUCAAAAUCAGGGUGCUUUAACAAUGCAUAAGCGUCCUUCGUUUUAUGUUGGCAGUCGUUAUGGUAGAUCCGGUGCACCAUCGCAGCUUCUUUCCUCUCUUAAAACGCGACGUUUCAGUGUCGUUCCACGUAACGAUAGAUUCUUUUUAAGUUCACGUUAUGGAAAGAGAGCUGAGGUAUCUUUAGAUGAAACAACAAGAAAUGAUUUCAUAACGCCGUUUACCGCUUACGAACGAGCUUUAUUAUCUGAAGUCCCAACUGGCGCUCGAUUGAAUGACAAAUUUAAAAUGAACGAUAACAAUAGUCUACCCUCAUCAGCGUCAGCAGCAUCAUUACUAUCGACUCCAUCAUCAUCAUCGGCGACAGUAAUGUCAUGCAUUUACACCGGUCUCGAGAAUUACUAUCGCUGCAAUAGCAUUAACGAAGCAUUAGUUGCCUUCGAUAAACAAGCUGGUGCAUUUUAUGGCAAUGAUAUUAAAGCACAAAAAAAAAAGUAAACUGACUCAAGUCAACGUGAUGUCAAUGAAAGCCGC
This is a messenger RNA of Glossina fuscipes, 690 nucleotides long. RefSeq lists its product as uncharacterized. The record is from RefSeq and is a predicted model, not a curated record. Bases 43 to 654 code for a protein of 203 amino acids. NCBI's taxonomy places the organism in Eukaryota, Metazoa, Arthropoda, Insecta, Diptera, Glossinidae. The transcript is spliced from 3 exons.